AUGGCAACUUCAGCAAUCCAACAAUCUGCAUUUGCUGGCCAGACAGCCUUGAAGUCCCAGAAUCAGCUCAUCAGAAAGGUUGGCAACCUCAGAGGUGGCCGCUUCACCAUGAGACGUACCGUUAAAAGUGCUCCCCAGAGCAUUUGGUAUGGACCAGACCGCCCCAAGUACUUGGGUCCAUUCUCUGAGCAAACUCCAUCAUACCUCACUGGUGAAUUCCCAGGUGAUUAUGGUUGGGACACAGCUGGACUGUCAGCAGACCCUGAGACAUUUGCCAAGAACCGCGAGCUUGAGGUUAUCCACUGCCGUUGGGCCAUGCUCGGCGCAUUGGGCUGUGUUUUCCCAGAAAUCCUUGCCAAGAAUGGUGUCAAGUUCGGUGAAGCUGUUUGGUUCAAGGCUGGAGCUCAGAUCUUCUCAGAAGGUGGCCUUGACUACCUUGGCAACCCAAAUCUCAUCCAUGCCCAAAGCAUCCUUGCUAUCUGGGCUUGUCAAGUUGUGCUCAUGGGAUUUGUUGAAGGAUACAGAGUUGGUGGGGGCCCACUUGGUGAGGGGCUAGAUAAAAUCUACCCCGGUGGAGCCUUCGACCCACUUGGGUUGGCAGAUGAUCCUGAGGCAUUUGCUGAAUUGAAGGUAAAAGAAAUCAAGAAUGGACGACUGGCUAUGUUCUCAAUGUUCGGAUUCUUCGUCCAGGCUAUUGUUACUGGAAAGGGCCCAAUAGAGAACCUCUUCGACCACGUCGCAGAUCCAGUUGCGAACAAUGCAUGGGCAUAUGCCACAAACUUUGUACCUGGAAAAUGA
Messenger RNA from Fraxinus pennsylvanica, 798 nucleotides. The record is from the annotation of a GenBank genome assembly. NCBI's taxonomy places the organism in Eukaryota, Viridiplantae, Streptophyta, Magnoliopsida, Lamiales, Oleaceae.